Molecule: messenger RNA, 1935 nt
Organism: Cordyceps militaris CM01
Lineage: Eukaryota; Fungi; Ascomycota; Sordariomycetes; Hypocreales; Cordycipitaceae
Product: cell cycle control protein (Cwf19), putative
Exons: 1
Coding region: 1-1935 (644 amino acids)
Biological process (GO): mRNA splicing, via spliceosome
Cellular component (GO): post-mRNA release spliceosomal complex
Source: RefSeq, a predicted model, not a curated record
AUGGACGGCCUCGACGAAUUCGAAAAGAACCUCGCUGCCGAAAAAGCCCAGCGCGAGCGGCCCGACGACCGCAAAAAGCACCACCACAGACACCACCGCGACCGCUCCCGCCGGCGCCACCGCGACGACGACGACGACCACAAACACAAGCGGCGGCGGCGAUCGCGCGACGGCCACGAUGACUCCCGACACGACAAGGACCGCCACCGCAGCGACCGACGCAAAGAAGCAAAAGACACGCCCUCUGACGAACCGAGCAGCGCGCCUGUCCGCGACGCCUGGAUGACGGCGCCCUCGGCCCUCGCCAUGGAGCACAUCCACCGCCCGCCACCCAAAGAAAAGACACCCCCGAAAGAACCGGCGCGUGUCGUGUCUGUCCGCGAAAUCAACCGCGGGCCCGCGCCUCCCGCCCCCGAGGCAGAAGAGCGCGUGGUCGACUACUCCUUUGGCGACGCGGGCUCCGGCUGGCGCAUGACCAAGCUGCGCGGCGUCUACACCGUCGCCGACGACACCGGGCGGCCGGUCGACGAGGUGGCCCUGGAGCGCUUCGGCAGUCUACGCGAAUUCGACGAGGCCAGGGAGGAGAAGCAGGAGCUGGACCGCGCGAGUAGCUACGGCAAGGGCUACGCGAUGAAGGAGAAGCCGACGGGCGACUUUUACAAGGAGCGUCCUGCGAACCAGAAGCCGCCUUCGCCCGCCCCUGCACCGCUGGAACCGGUCGCCGCCACACCACCAGCGGCGCCUGUCGUCGCGCCCAUGGACCAGACGGCGCUGAACCGCCUCCGCGCGCAGAUGAUCAAGGCCAAGCUCCGGCGCGCGCCCAACGCGGCCCAGCUCGAAGAAGAGUACAACCGCGCCGCCGCGGCCUUUACCCCCGCGUCCUCCUCGGCCGUCGUGCUCGGCGGCCAGGACAGCCGGCUGCUCGCGGGCCACGUGCGCAACGAGGUAUCCGCCGUGGACACGAAACGCGGGCGCGCGCGCGGCACCGUCGUCGCCAACGACGACAUGUCCGUCGACGACAUGCUGCGCGAGGAGCGCCGCACCAAGGGCCAGGCCGGCGGCGAGGGCAUGCGUCUCGCCGAGCGCAUCGCCAAAGACGGCCGCUUCGACGACGACCUCGCGUACAUGGACGAGAACGCGGAGCGGCUCGCAACGAGAGUCCACAAGAGCGAGGCCAACCUGAAAAACACGGCCGUGCACGAGUUCCAGAAAGUAAACCGCAUCCUGGACAGCUGCCCGCUGUGCCGCCACGACGACACGCAGACGCCGCCGCUCGCGCCCGUGCUCGCGCUCGCCACGCGCGUGUUCCUCACGCUCGCCACCGAGCCCGAGGUGUCGCCCGGCAGCGCCGUCAUCGUGCCGACGACGCACCGCCGCAACCUGCUCGAGUGCGACGACGACGAGUGGGAGGAGCUGCGCAACUUCAUGAAGAGCCUCACGCGCAUGUACCACGCGCAGGGCCGCGACGUGCUCUUUUACGAAAACGCCGCCGCCCCCCACCGCCACCUGCACGCCGCCCUGCACGCCGUGCCCAUUCCCUACGAGCAGGGCGCCGUCGCCCCGGCCUUCUUCAAAGAGGCCCUGCUCGCCGCCGACGAGGAGUGGGCGCAGCACCAGAAGAUUAUCGAUACUGGCGCGCGCGCGCGCGACGCCGGCCUCGGGCGCAUGGCCUUUCGCAGGUCCCUCGCGAAGGAGAUGCCGUACUUUCACGUCUGGUUCACGCUCGAUGGCGGGCUUGGGCAUGUGGUCGAGGACGCGGCGCGCUGGCCCCGCGGGGACUUGUUUGCGCGGCAGGUCAUUGCCGGCAUCGUCGAUGCCGAGCCACAGGUGGCCAAGAAGCAGGGACGGUGGCGGCGGGGAGAUCACAGGGUCGAGGGGUGGCAGAAGGAGUGGCGCAAGUAUGACUGGACGCGCGUCUUGGCCGAGGGGGGUUGA